UACCAAAGACCAAAGUCCUUAAACGAAACCGCAUCGAAACUUUCUGUCUUCUGUCCUAUGCACACACGGCCACACGUUCAUUCCCUCUAACCUCUCUUCUUAAAUCUACUUCACUUUCUCUCUACACUCUCAUACCCCACUCCACUCUCCACACCAUCAUAAAUAAAUAAAUAAAUCUCAUAAUUUUACCGUUAAAUUCCUCCUACUUCUCCCUCCUUCCUCUGCACAGAUAAGCAGCUUCAAUGGCCACACAAAUACUUUACACUUUCUUCCUCGUUUUCAUUGUUUUACUGCAAUACCUUUCUUCUGCAGACUCGCAGGCUUUUAUCGGUGUUAACUACGGCCAAGUUGCCGACAAUCUCCCGCCGCCGGCGGAUACGGCGAAGCUAAUUCAGUCAACGAGCAUUGAGAAAGUGAGGUUAUACGGAGCGGAUCCAGCGAUAAUUAAAGCUUUAGCGAAUACCGGGAUCGGAAUAGUGAUCGGAGCUUCCAACGGUGACAUACCGGCGCUUGCCGGCGACCCGAAUUUCGCGGGACAAUGGGUUGCUUCGAAUGUAUUGGCGUACUAUCCGGCGAGUAAGAUUAUUGUGGUUAAUGUGGGUAACGAAGUGGUGACUUCUGGAGAUCAGAACCUUAUUCCUCAACUAUUGCCAGCUAUGCAAAAUGUCCAAAAUGCCCUCAAUGCUGCUUCUCUUGGUGGUAAAAUCAAGGUAUCAACGGUACACGCUAUGUCCAUUUUGUCUCAGUCUGAUCCGCCUUCAUCCGGGUUAUUUAGUCCAGUAUUUGGGGACACACUAAAAGCGCUGCUGCAGUUUCACAAGGAAAAUGGUUCGCCUUUGAUGAUCAAUCCAUACCCAUUCUUUGCAUAUCAGAGUGAUCCAAGACCUGAAACUUUGGCAUUCUGUCUCUUCCAACCAAAUGCUGGCCGGGUUGAUUCAGGGACCGGUAUCAAAUACAUGAACAUGUUUGAUGCACAGGUUGAUGCUGUACAUUCGGCCCUGAAUGCGUGGGGAUUCAAGGACGUUCAAAUUGUGGUUGCAGAGACAGGGUGGCCAUACAAGGGUGAUCCAAAUGAAGUAGGUCCAAGUGUGGAUAAUGCAAAAGCUUAUAACGGUAACUUGAUAAACCACUUGAGGUCUAUGGUUGGCACUCCAUUGAUGCCUGGCAUAUCAGUUGAUACCUAUUUAUUUGCCCUCUAUGAUGAGGACUUGAAGCCUGGGCCUGGCUCGGAACGCUUCUUUGGACUUUUCAAGCCUGAUCUUUCCACGACUUACAAUGUUGGCCUCUCAAAAAAUGCCCAGACUCCUACAGCUCCAGUAGCUCCAGUGACUCCUGCUCCAGCAACAACUCCCACGACCCCGACUACUCCAGUAACGCCGGUUACACCGGCACCAAAACCAACAGCAGCUGCUUGGUGCAUGCCAAAGCCAGGGACUCCCGACUCUGAAUUACAGGCUAAUCUCGAUUAUGCCUGUAGCAUGACCGGUAUUGACUGUAGCCCUAUUCAAGCAGGCGGUCCCUGCUUUGAACCAAAUACUGUAGCAUCGCAUGCUGCUUAUGCUAUGAAUAUUCUUUAUCAAACUGCUGGCAGGAAUCCCUGGAACUGCGACUUCUCUCAGACCGCGACCCUCACCUCAACAAAUCCUAGUUACAAUGGCUGUACUUAUCCUGGUGGCAACUCAUGACGCAGAGAAUUUAAUUUAGUAUCUGAAUGUAUUUUAUUAUGAUGGAGUAAUGUAUGUAACUAUAAAUUGGUCUAUAAAUAAUCCCCUCCACCUAAUUUGUCCUUGCUAAAAUGGUCAGGAGUCUCUUUAAAGAAGAGCUAUUUAAAUUUAAAUUGUAUAGUUCCUCGAUACGAUCAUUUUCUUUCCACCAUUAUUGAAAUAUACUCAAUUGUUGUUGAA
Capsicum annuum is the source of this 1904-nucleotide messenger RNA. RefSeq names its product glucan endo-1,3-beta-D-glucosidase. Gene Ontology annotation, molecular function: hydrolase activity, hydrolyzing O-glycosyl compounds. The record is from RefSeq and is a predicted model, not a curated record. Gene Ontology annotation, biological process: carbohydrate metabolic process. The transcript has 6 exons. Bases 243 to 1685 code for a protein of 480 amino acids. Gene Ontology annotation, cellular component: plasma membrane. Lineage: Eukaryota; Viridiplantae; Streptophyta; Magnoliopsida; Solanales; Solanaceae.